AUGGCAUCACGAAAUGCGGGCGGAUCGCAGGGUCUGAGCAGGCAGAGCAGCGUCGCAACAAGUGGGAGCGUGAUGAAAUCGAGACAGCUGACGCAUUUACACUCUCAGUUGGCUCAGUUGUCAAAAAAUCUAUCAGAUACCGAGAAUUUAUUGAGGAUGACGAGUGUGCAGGCUGAAGCAAUGAAGGGACUGGGGAGCUGGCAUGGCGGCCUAUUCAUGGCUGCGAGUAGAGUACUUGGAGAAGAAAGUGUGAAAGAGGCUGGGAAGUGA
Messenger RNA from Trichoderma asperellum CBS 433.97, 270 nucleotides. RefSeq lists its product as uncharacterized. Gene Ontology annotation, molecular function: microtubule plus-end binding. Gene Ontology annotation, biological process: attachment of spindle microtubules to kinetochore. Gene Ontology annotation, cellular component: DASH complex. The record is from RefSeq and is a predicted model, not a curated record. Lineage: Eukaryota; Fungi; Ascomycota; Sordariomycetes; Hypocreales; Hypocreaceae.